Molecule: messenger RNA, 3230 nt
Organism: Caenorhabditis sp. 36 PRJEB53466
Lineage: Eukaryota; Metazoa; Nematoda; Chromadorea; Rhabditida; Rhabditidae
Source: the annotation of a GenBank genome assembly
AUGAAUACGUGGAAGGGAAGAGUAUCGAAAAACUCGCUAGUAGCAGUUCACGACCAUCUCUACCCGGAUAAAACCAGUACCUGCCCAUUUUUCUGUGGUCCUAACACUACCACCUAAAUUUCAGUCAACGCGGAGACGUUCUCGAAGAAGACGUUGCGCGCGAGUUUCGUCAAAGACCCGAUCGAGCAGAUCCGCGAGGACUUUCAGCCGCUGAUGUCCUACUGCGCCCGUGACAACAUUCUGUGCGCCGAGAUCUAUGUCAAGUUGUGGCCCGAAUAUCUCCAACGUUUUCCGCAUCCGGCCACUCUCGCCGGCAUGCUCAACAUGGGAAAUGUGUACUUGCCGAUCAACACGUACUGGAAGAUGUUCUACGAUGAAAAUGUACGAAUGUGCGAGAAGAAAAAGACAGCGUCGACGAGGAAGAUUGUCGAGGCGGCCAGGAUUCUGGCGAACGGAGACGGACAGGGGGAGAUGUGAGUGGAUAGGUGGACACUUUGCAACUGAAAGUAUUCUCUACAAAAUGGCUUCAUGCUCAUGUAUUGUGAAUAGCGCUCAUUAGAAACGGUACAUCCUUCAAACCAGAUUAUUGUAGACCAAUUUAAAAAUAAAAGAAGGGAACCCUAAUAACGUGUUCAUUCGAAACGACAUAUCUCAGCUAGCUGAUAUCUAUAUUGACAGCUGAGAUAUAUUGUCCUGAAUGAACACAGUUACAGAACCUGGUUGAAAAAUAUAGUUUGCGGACAUUUUGCAACCAGAUACUGUUCGCUGGAAAUCCAAUUGCGGAACGUCUUUCGUUUUUUUUGCAGUGUAACUGGCGAGAAGGACGUGUGGAUGUGGGCACAAGACUGGACGCUCAGUGGCAAAAAAGCGUGUCUCGAGUGGUUCGGCAAGCUGUUCAAAGCGCGAAGCUUCAUCAAUCUGCCCCUGGAGGAGGUGGACAGCCACCACAUUGCACUCAAAUCCCAACUGAUUCCGGCGAUCUUCGGAUUCGUCUACGGACCGUAUCCACUGUUCAAAACACGGGCCAAGGGAUGGGGCUACCUCGUUCCGGACUGGAAAGCGGUCGAGAAGAAGUUGGCAGAUGAGAGUGUCCAUUUCAUCGAAGCCGCCGUGGAUCUGAAGGCGGAGGCGGCAAAGAAGAAGUUUCCACUUCGAGACUUUUACGAAAAGGUGCAGGAGAAUGUGUAUUUGUUUGGAGAGCUGCCCAUCUCGCCGGACAAGAAGGGAUUUCAGUUGGACGAGGAGGGACUCGUCCGUUUUUAUCAAUUGGACCAUCCGUCGGGCGAGGGAAACGUCGGCGAUCCGCUCACGAAGCACUUUGCCAAGGAUCUCGAGCAGCACGUGCUCAGACCGACGAGGUACUCCUCAGAUUUCUAGAACAGUAACAUCCGCCAGCUUUAACUUUUUCUAUCGACGUCUUUUAGAAUUUUAUCCUUAAAAGAAGAUGACUGCGCUCAGCCGCACAAGUCGUGGCCUUUUUUGUGGCGAACUUGUAAAAAUUUCUGGUUGAAUUACUGUAAGGAGAAAAUCAAUACUCUGGCGUAUUGUUUCGAAACUUUUAUUAACAAUGAAAUUAAUUUCAGGUACGAAGAGCAUUUUGAAGUCGUCCUCGAUUCAAUUCAAACCACGCAAUUCUGGACAAGUUACAGCGAACGAUACCGGGCGGAGGUCACGAUUUGGGAUCCGUCGAAGACGUGGAAGGUCGGAGAUGGCCAAGAGAUGAUGGGCGGCGCGAUCGCGGCGGCUGUAGUCCCCGCGGGAACAGUAUCCCGGCGAAGUGUGCACAAAUUGUGGGUGACUCUGACGAAUCAGUCGACGGGCCACGUCAUCGGAACGGGCAUCAAGGCGAUGGUGCAAGCACCGGAGGGCUAUCGAUUGGUGGGCGCCGACGUGGAUUCGCAGGAGCAGUGGCUCGCCGCGUUGUACGGAGACGCGAGUGCAGAGCGACGGCUUCCGAUCGCCCAGCGCGUUGCCGGCAAGACGGCCUUCUCGAACAUGAUGCUCGCCGGCUCAAAGUCCGACAAUACCGACCUGCAUUCGGUGGUCGCGCACCAACUCAAAAUCAGCCGAAAUCACGCGAAAACGCUCAACUACGCGCGGCUCUACGGCUCCGGAGAGACGCACGCGGGCAAGCAUCUGAUGCGCAUCGGCGGAAUGAAACAGGCCGAAGCGGCAGCCACCGCGUCCCAGCUGUUCCGGCUGACGAAGGGAGAAGUGGCGUCGUACGUGCAGCUGGAUCCAAAGUUCAAUUGUUUCGUGGAUCGGUUUGUGGAGGAGACGGGCGUCGAUCCGGACGCCACGAAGAUUCUGACCAUCGACGGAGUCUACUACUUUCCCAGUUAUAGCAGCCAGUUCUCCGCGCAGACAUUGCAAUUCGAGAAAUGGCUUCUCGAGUAUUACGAUGAUCUUCUCGGUGCUGCCAGGCAAUCCGAAAAACUGUUCUAUUCCCUGUACGAGAAUCCGGAAAAACCGCGCAAACUGUUCGUGGGCGGCUACGAAUCGUCGACGUUCAACUUUCUGGAAAUUUCGGCGUCGGCGCCGCAUCUGCGCACUCCGAUCCUCGGCUGUCAGAUUGCCGAUUCGUUGGGACGGCUUCCGAAGGGAACGCCCGACGCGCAGUACUUUGAUCGAAAGUACAAACGAUCCGUCAUGAAUUGGGUAGUUUCUAGUUUCUAGAACUUUAAACAUUUCAUUUUUCAUUCAGAUCGUACAAUCCUCCGCCGUCGACUUCCUGCACUUGCUUCUGGUCUCGAUGCAAUGGCUCUGCGAGACGUAUCAAAUCGACGCCCGCUUCGUGAUCUCCAUCCAUGACGAAGUGCGUUACAUGUGCCGCGAACAAGAUGCUCCGCGCCUUGCCCUCGCCCUCCAGCUCUCCAAUCUCCUCGUCCGCGCCUGCAUUUCGCAAAGAGUCGGCAUUUGUCAAUUGCCCAAUGUAAGUGAAAUCGGGCUGGCCCGGGCUUUUCGGACUUCUGAAACACUUGCGAUAUUCCAAUCGGACCCAAACUUUGGAAUAUUGCCAGUGGAUCAAAAGUCCAGGCCAAGGCCAGCCCUUAGAGAAGUACAAAAGAACGCACUUGCAGACGGUGGCCUUCUUCUCACAGGUGGACUGUGAUACGGUACUGCGGAAGGAGGUCGACACUGUGAGCAUCAAUCCGGACGGCACGCGAAUCGCCGACGGCACCGCCUGGACCAUUGAGGAUCUUUUGAAAUUGACCAACGGGAAACUCUAA